Aspergillus steynii IBT 23096 is the source of this 2037-nucleotide messenger RNA. RefSeq names its product type I 3-dehydroquinate dehydratase. The transcript has a single exon. The record is from RefSeq and is a predicted model, not a curated record. NCBI's taxonomy places the organism in Eukaryota, Fungi, Ascomycota, Eurotiomycetes, Eurotiales, Aspergillaceae. Gene Ontology annotation, molecular function: 3-dehydroquinate dehydratase activity. Bases 1 to 2037 code for a protein of 678 amino acids.
AUGACAGUUGUUCCGGAGACCUCUUCUCCUAUUGCUUCGGUAAAAGAAACCACCGCCUCCUUCGCCUUGUCCUCUUCGUUGGUGCAGAAUGUUCCCCCGGAGCCUUCGCGAGCGGCGGUGAUUGUGUACGGGGCCGGCCAGGAGACGAUCGUGCAGGUGGUCGCGGAGGUGCUGGGGAAACCAUGGACGACGGAAUCCUCGUUGUCGGCCGUGGCGGGCCGCUGCGGGAAUGCGGUCGUCACCGGGAUUUUGGCCGACGACCUAGCUCGGAGCUUAGAAGGGUGCGACAAGUCCGACUGGAUUCUCAUCAACAGCCAUUGCGUCGACGACGGCUCGUUCCCGGAGGAGGCGCUGACCGACUGCUGCCACUACGAGUUCCUGUACUCGCUCCGCAGCCCGUUCUUCCGCCGCGAUCUGACCCGCUUUCUCUCCUUGAUUCUGGGGCAGGCGAGGCCGCACGAGGACCUGAAGACCAAGAAUCGCACCAAUUUCAUCUCCACCACGUUCCCGGACGUCCACGCGGCGUUGCCCAACCUCGAUAUUCUGUCCGUAGGGUCCGAUGCCGUUGAGAUCCGUGUAGAUCUGCUGAAGGACCCCUCCCCGCAGGAGGCCUCGAGCCCCGUGCCGAGCCUGCGGUACGUAGGGCGGCAGCUGAUGCUCCUGCGGCAGCAUACCGAGCUGCCGAUCAUCUUCACGACGCGCUGCACCAAGGAGAACGGCAAGUUCCCCAUGGACGACCCGCAGCUCUUCUACCGGUAUCUGCGGCGCGCCAUCCAGUGGGGGGUGGAGUACAUCGACGUGGAGCUGUGGCUGCCGGAGGACAUCCGGCGCCGCCUGGCCGCCGACAAGGGCAACAGUAUCAUCAUGUCGGCCUUCCACGACUUCUCGGGCACGUGGCGAUGGACGUCGCCGGAGGCGCCGCGGAUCUAUGCGGAGAGCGCGCAGUAUGCGGACAUCGUGAAGAUGAUCGCCAUGGUGAACACGAUCGAGGCCAACUACGAGCUCGAGUACUUCCGGUCGACGAUCCGGAAGACGCACGGGGCCUACCCGCUGCUGUCGGCCGUCAACAUGGGCCAGAUGGGCCAGCUCUCGCGGGCGCUGAACACGGUGUUCUCGCCCAUCACGCAUCCGCUGCUGCCCAUGAUCGCGGCGCCGGGCCAGCUGACGGCGGCGGAGAUCAACGAGGCGCUGCACAUCAUGGGGUCGCUGCCCAAGAAGGACCUGUACGCCGUGGGGUCCUUCCGGUCCACGCCGCAGUCGAUGUUCAUGGAGAAGUGCUUCAACGAGCUCAGCCUGCCGCACACGCUGACCUCGAUCGACCGCGGCCCCAGCGGCUCGGUGGAGCGGGUGAUCACGCAGCCGUCGUUCGGCGGCGCGUCGGUGCAUCCGCCGAUCUCCGUGGCCGGCGGAGCCAGCGCCAGCGUGCCCGCGGUCAGCGAGGCGGCGCGGGCCAUCGGGAUGGUGGACACGAUCGUGGCGGCGCGCGGUGCGCUGGUGGGGGAGAACGCAACGUGGAAGGGGAUCCGGGCGACGCUGACGCGAGACUACGUGCCGUCGGCGUACCGCGGGCGCGCGGCGAUCAUCUUGGCGAGCAGCGAGAGCGAGGCGUCGGCGGCGGUGUUUGCGCUGCGCAGUCUCGGAGUGGGUGCGAUCUACACGGUCGGGUUUCGGGCGAACGGGCCGCUGGCGGACGGACUGGAGCCCUUCACGUCGAUCCAAUCGGUCAAGCUGGUGGAGCAGCCGUUUGUGAUCGUGUCCGCGCUGCCUCCGGAGAAGUCGCUGCUGGUGCAACCGCUGCUGCGACACUACCGCACCAGCGGACGCGCCUCGCCGCCGUCGACUCGCGGCAAAGUGUAUCUGGAUCUCACCCGCGGCGAGCGCACGGGAGAUCCGGUGGGUGUGGCGGAACGGGCCGGCUGGACAGCCUAUGGCAUCGAAGACGUCAAUGCCUGGACCACCGUGGAGACGCUGCGCCUGUUGGUCGGGCAGAAUGUACCGUUUGAUUUCGUGCGGAUGGCGUCGGGGCGAGUGUUUUGA